AUGAAAAAGGCCUUCGUUUUGGCAGCAUUAGCUGUUGGCGCCCGGGCAAGUCCUGGUUCUGAAGAUUCUGACCAUUGGGUCCUUUCCACAAUGCAGUUUAUUGCAAAUCGUUAUCAAAAUUCCCCCUACGUGGCGAAUGGAUAUUUUGGCCAGCGACUACCGGCUGAAGGGGUUGGAUAUUGGACAUAUCAAGAUAAUUCUACUGGCAGCUAUGUGCUAAAUUCGUGGCCGCUGGAUCAACCAAGAGCCACAUUCGGAACUAUUUCUGGAUUUUGGGACGUUCAGCAAAAUAUCACGCACACCCUCGUCCCAGACAAUCUGAAACGAGGAGGAGAAUCCGUUAUCAGCGGUAUUCCUGAUUGGACUGGUCUUACAGUUACAACACAGAACGGCCAGACUUAUGAACCGGGAGUCGAUCCUUCUACUGUUACCUCUUUUCAUCAGUCAUUUUCAGUCCGAAAUGGAAUUGUUCAAACCAACAUUACGUGGAAUCCUCCGGGAGAUAGCACUAACUACCAGCUGAACUACACCGUCCUUGCGCACCGAGCUCGGCUCAACUUGGGGAUCGUUCGUUUAGAUCUCUCAGUCAGCCAGGAUUCGAAGCUAAAGAUAACUGAUCUUUUAGACGGGGCGGGCGCUGUACGGGCCGAUUUUCAUGACAAAUUGUUCGACGAAGACGCUACGAUUUGGACGAGCGUGAAACCAUCGGGAAUCGACUAUUGCACAGCAUAUGUUGUCUCCACAGUCAAAUUCGAAAGUGCCAAUGCUAAUCCUAUAAACGUGCAGCGCGGAUAUAGUACGAGGCAUAAUGGUGAGGGGUAUCCUUGGGUCUCCACAAACUCGAGCACCGUGGCGAGCACUUGGGACUGGGAUCUUACGCGGGGGGAUACCUUGACCGUGUACAAAUUUGUAGGCAUUGGUUCCACAGCAGCUUUUCCGGUUGACACGCUGCUACAUACGAAGAAUGUGGCGAUCUCGGCAAGAUCUGCUGAGUGGCAUGGUCUAAUAUCCGAGCACACAAAGAAAUGGGACGCGGUCUGGAACGAUGGGGACAUCUUGAUUAGAGGCAACGAAGACUUGCAGAUCCGCACACGAGCAUCAUUAUUCCACAUUCUCGCCGGCCUUCUUCCCGAGGACUCUGGGUUCUCUAAUUCAAUUUCCGUGGGUGGUCUUUCUAGCGAUUCUUACGCUGGAUUAGUCUUUUGGGAUGCAGAUACGUGGGUGUAUCCUUCGAUACUCUCUCUUUACCCACAGUAUGCCGCGAGCAUCAAUAAUUACCGGACGCUGCUUCUGGACCAAGCUGUUCAAAAUGCGCAGCAUUAUAACUUUUCCGGAGCACUCUACCCGUGGACCAGUGGCCGAUUUGGUAACUGUACAGGCACUGGGGUGUGCAAGGGCUAUCAGUACCACAUCAACUCUGACAUCGCAUUAGCCCAUUGGCAGUAUUUUCAGCAAACAAAUGACCUGAACUGGCUUGCUAAGCAAGGAUGGCCCGUCAUAAAAAAAGUUGCCGACAUGUUUGCAGCGUAUGUAUUCCACAAUACUUCUACUGGAAAAUAUGAAACCAUUCAAUUGGGAGAGCCGGACGAGUUUGCAUAUAAUAUUAACAAUGGCGCAUUCACCGGGGUAUCCAUCAAGCAGCUACUGGGCAACUGGGCGCCAUCAGCUGCUAGCCGUUUAAAUCUGCAAGUCCCUCAAAAUUGGUCUCAUAUUGCGGAGAACAUUUACAUUCCGUAUGACGAGGAAGAAAAAAUUAUUAUCGAGUUUUCUGGUAUGGAUGGCUCAUGGCGGGUCAAGCAAGCCAGCGUGGGCUUGAUCAACUACCCACUGCAAUUUCAGCUGAGUGAUACACAAGCGCGAAAUGACGUUGCAUAUUAUUCUUCAGUUAACACAGCAGAUGGCCCAGCGAUGACAUGGUCCAUCUAUGCCAUCUCUGAAGCUCAGCUGCAACAGAAGGGAUGUGCCUCGUAUACCUUCAUGCAGCGCUCAUCGGAAUCAUAUAUCCGCCAACCCUUCUACCAGUUCAGCGAGACAAUGCUGGAUUCAGAGCCUGAAGGAGUUGAUAACCCUGCCUUUAUCUUUGGACUCAACCCAGCGUUUCCCUUUCUUACUGGGGCUGGUGGUUACUUGCAAUAUUUUACUCAUGGUCUUACUGGGAUGCGCCCAAACGCAGAAGCAUUUUAUCUUGACCCAAUUCUGCCACCUCAGCUUCCAGGCGGAAUCGAAGUCAAGGGCAUGAAAUGGCAGAAUGCAUCGUUUGAUGUGACGAUUGAGAUGGAAACAACUACGAUCACUCGACGAAACACAUCCACAGAUGCGGAAAAAUAUGUAAACUUACGCAUACUUGGUGGGAAUACGGAUGUAAAAGCAUACCGACUGGCUGUAGGGGAGUCGAUUGUCGUCCCAACAAGACGGCCUGAUAUAAGCUAUGCAAAAGAGGAUCUGGCGUUGUGUCAGCCAGUUGCCUCUGAUUCCGACUGGGCUGCUGGAAAUUAUCCGUAUGCAAUCGUUGAUGGAGCCAAUUCGACCGUGUGGCAACCAGCUAGCUCUCAACUGGCAUCAAUUACUGUUGAGCUGCAAGGUAACAAACCACGCGAUGUUUCAAAAGUUAUCCUCAACUGGGGUGGUGUGCCACCUUCUAGUUUUAGCCUACUUGGGAGCAAAGAGGCGACAGAGAAUUUUCAAGAGCUGCACCCCACGCAAAAGGUGGAGAUAUCAGCACCAUACGAUCCCCAGGAAGCACGAGCCAUUCAAAUACGGGAAGGGAACAUAACCGUUGUGGAGCUUCAUAAACUAGCACAAGUUCGAUUCUUGAGACUGUCAAUUGAGGGAUCUUACGCCGCAGAUGGCCUUGGAGCAACCGUGGCCGAGAUGCAAGUUGUUGGCAUCGAACCCGCAAACAGCUACUGUGGGAAGAAUAUGGGAACUGAGUUUUCCUUUCCUGUUGAUGCACUAUAA
Trichoderma asperellum CBS 433.97 is the source of this 2958-nucleotide messenger RNA. RefSeq lists its product as uncharacterized. The record is from RefSeq and is a predicted model, not a curated record. Lineage: Eukaryota; Fungi; Ascomycota; Sordariomycetes; Hypocreales; Hypocreaceae. Gene Ontology annotation, biological process: trehalose catabolic process. Gene Ontology annotation, cellular component: fungal-type cell wall. Gene Ontology annotation, molecular function: carbohydrate binding; alpha,alpha-trehalase activity.